AAGAAGAAGAAGAAGAAGAAGACGAAGAAGAAGAAGUUCUACGCUAAGAUUAGUGUGUUUUUAAAACAUGGAGAAAGGAGAAGUGGAUUUAACCGGCGCUAAACAAAAUACGGGUGUGUGGCUUGUUAAGGUGCCCAAAUACCUCUCUCAGCAGUGGGCAAAAGCAUCUGGCAGAGGCGAGGUUGGAAAACUCAGAAUUUGCAAGAAUCAUGGGAAAACAGAGGUGUCAUUCACUUUGAAUGAAGAACUGACUGCGAUCGAUGGUUUGGAACACAAGAACGCAUGUGCUCCUCGUGAGCACCCGUUCACCAUGCAGACAGUGGGAGGACAGACAUUGGCAGUCUUCUCUGAGACUUCAUCAGAAAGAGGCCAAUCAGAGGAGAGAUCUGAUGGCAGCAGCUCAGCUUCGGGGGCGGGGGCAGGUCCAGAUAAAAUGGCAUUGGAGGGAGUGGUGGUGCAGAAAGCAGAGUGCAGAUCUGCUGUUGAUGACAACUACAUGAAGCUAAAAAAGUUGCAAAUUGAAGAGUCCUCCAAACCGGUCCGGCUUUCUCUACAGCUGGACAAGGCUGUGACCAGUAACUACAAACCUGUGGCCAACCAUGCUUACAAUCUGGAGUAUGAAAGGAAAAAGAAAGAGGAGGGCAAGAGAUCAAGAGCAGCCAAACAACAAGUGUUGGACAUGUUGUUUUCUGCUUUUGAGAAGCACCAGUACUACAACAUCAAAGACCUUGUUGAUAUCACCAAACAGCCUGUGACUUACUUAAAGGAAAUCUUGCGUGAUAUUGGAAUCUACAAUGUGAAGGGGACACACAAGAACACCUGGGAGCUCAGGCCAGAGUACAGACAUUACCAUGGAGAAGAAAAGACUGAUGCUUAGAUGCUACCCUGAACCACCAAGCUGCCAUGCUGCUGUACUGUACAGUAAUACUUGUGAAAUGUUUAUAUAUUUUGUAUAUGUUAUCAGUUGGGUGUACUGCUUUACUGGUACAUUUUGUAACAUGUUUCCAACAAGGUUUUUAACAGCUGAAACAUAAAAAAUUCAGAUAGUG
Molecule: messenger RNA, 1049 nt
Organism: Thalassophryne amazonica
Lineage: Eukaryota; Metazoa; Chordata; Actinopteri; Batrachoidiformes; Batrachoididae
Gene: gtf2f2a
Product: general transcription factor IIF, polypeptide 2a
Exons: 10
Coding region: 68-877 (269 amino acids)
Biological process (GO): transcription initiation at RNA polymerase II promoter; transcription by RNA polymerase II
Cellular component (GO): transcription factor TFIIF complex
Source: RefSeq, a predicted model, not a curated record